CCAGACUCAAGUCGAACCUAUUGCGCCUCCCCACUACAACACCUGACACCCCGAGGUAAGAGGUAGGAGGCAAUAAGUUCCUUUCCCUCUCUCCCCUUCCCCCAAAAUCCCACUCAUCCCAACCUCAAAACUUUGGUGUCUUUUUCCCUCUCCAAAGAUUCUUUAAUUGUCUGAAAAGAGGUAGCUGUGGAAACUCGGAAACUGUUGUUCACUCACACACGCAUACACGCCUCGUCUACAACUGAUUCACCUACACCAAACAAUUUACCUCAGACCACAUCGAUUGAUUGAAAGGCCUCAUACCACCGAGAGGUUCUAAUCGCAUUUACAUAGUAGUAACGCCCUCUGCGCCCAACUUCACUACACAUGGACGACAAUUUCGCUCCCCCGUCGGGUCCUCCGCCUCCCAAGGCCCCCGAGGUCCCUCCAGGCUGGAUCGCUCGCUGGAACGACCAGUACAAAGAAUGGUUCUACGUAAACCUCCACACCAAGCAAUCCCAAUGGGAUAAGCCAACGGAGCCUGCCCUCCCUCCCCCUCCCCCACCAGCAGAAGAUGGGCACCCGGGCGGCCCCCCUCCGGGUUACGCCCCGCGCCCCGGCGACCACCCGACGCCGCCGGUCGAUCAAAAGCACAAUCCCUACGACCAAAAGGGCAACCCCUUCGAGAACCAGUCCUCGACCCCUCAGCCGCCCGGCGCCGGCGGCUCCAACGCAAUGUCCGAAGACGAGCGCCUAGCCCGCCAGCUCCAGGCCGAGGAAGAAGCCCGCGCCCGCAGCGGCGGCGGCGGCGGUGGCGGGCCCCCGGGCUACAACCUCCAGCAGCAGCAACAUCAGCAGUCGCAGUCGCCGUUCCCCGACCAGCUCCCGCCCCGCGCGCAGGACACGAGAGGAAAGAGCAGCUCCGGCGGCUUCUUGGGCAAGCUGCUCGGCAAGGCCAAGACGGGCGGCAUGGGCGGCAUGGGCGGCAUGGGCGGCUCGAGCCACGCGCAGCCGCAGUACGGAGGGUACCCUCAGCAGCAAGGAUACGGCGGCUACCCGCCUCAGCAGCAAGGUUACGGUGGUUACCCCCAGCAGCAGCAGUACGGCGGUUAUCCGCCUCAGCAGGGCUAUGGCGGAUAUCCUCAACAGCAGGGCUACGGCCAGGGCAUGGGCGGUAUGGGUGGAAUGAGCGGCGGCGGUCGGAAACCCGGCGGCGGCGGCAUGGGCAUGGCGGGCGGUAUGGCGCUCGGUGCCGGUGCCGGUCUGCUUGGUGGUGCGUUGAUUGCGGAUCACAUCAAUGAUGAGCAGCAGGAGGCGUACGCUGAUGGAUACAACGACGGAAAUGACGGAGAUGAUUUCGGCGGCGGUGACGACUUUGGAGGUGACUUCUAAGUGGGCUGGCACUAGAUUACGGCCAGCUGAUAUUGACGUACUAAAUGGAUCAUGAGAGAAGGGUUGGCGGGUAAGGGAAUUGACAAGGGCGGGUUUCAGGGGGCAUGAAUCUGCGUCUAAUAUGCGUUCUUCUCAUGGGAAAACAGAGCCCCGUUAUAUUUGAACAUCUUGUCUCGUUGCUUUUCCUGCGAAUACCUUGAUGUAGCAGCCCACAUGACGACAAGUCUAUGAGGUCCAAUCUUAAUCCUACUAUCAGCAGUAGAAAAAAUCCCAAAGGAAAGGGAGGAAGGAGGGCGGGUAACUAAUCUUAUAACGAAUCGAAUAGUGUAACCCUUAGUCAACCCGCACUCUGACUUCAUUGGAGUAUUGCUUUUUAUUCUGAUCAACUCGACCAUCUCGCACACAGUUCUGAC
This is a messenger RNA of Colletotrichum phormii, 1784 nucleotides long. RefSeq lists its product as uncharacterized. Gene Ontology annotation, molecular function: protein binding. Bases 367 to 1371 code for a protein of 334 amino acids. The transcript is spliced from 3 exons. Lineage: Eukaryota; Fungi; Ascomycota; Sordariomycetes; Glomerellales; Glomerellaceae. The record is from RefSeq and is a predicted model, not a curated record.